AUGGCAUUUGGUAAAACUAAAAAAUAUAAGAAAAUAGUUAAAACUAUUUUUCCAUCACAACCAAAUGGCGAAAUGCAAUUGGGUAAUAUAAGCAAACUUACUUAUUUCUGUGAAAUGAAUCCAGAACAACUUCAAAAAGUAGGCCCAUAUAUCGAAAAUAAAGCCCAAAACAAUUUGAAUAAAAAAAGAUUAAGCUAUGUAGAAACAUGUGCAGCAAUUAUUAGAGAACUUAUUAUAGGUUGUAGAAAUCAUUUAUCAUUAUUUUCAGGAAAUGCAACAAGAUUAAUGAAAUUAUUAUUAAAUCAAAAUGAACACCCACAUUUACAAAUCGAAGCAACCGAAACAUUUAUUAGAUUUGCAUCUGUUCAAGAUGAUGCCUCACAAAUUCCACCAGAAAUCGAUGAAUUCAUUAAAUAUUUUAUUAAUAUGGCAAAGAAUAUGAAUACUGAUGAUUCGACAAGAAGAAAGAUUAGAGGCGAGGGUUUGAAAGGUGUUACUGCAUACGUUUCAAUUUCACAUUUAGUUGAUGAUUUAGAUACUUUUAUAACCAAACAUACAGAUAUCAUUUAUACAAUUUUAGAUAAUAUGCAAUAUAAAGAUCAAAUUCCUUCACCAAAUAUAUCCGAUAGAAACCUAAAUGUUGAUGAUUCAUUAGAAUCUGGUAUUACUAAUGUUAGAGCAUUGGCAACUGAAUGCCUUAGAGAUUUAGCAAGAAGAGUUGAUAAUAUUACUGUAGAUUCAUUGGUCACAACUGUUGUAAACUAUUUAGAUUCACAUCAAAAGUGGAACGUCGAAACUUUUUCAGUUCAUGCUUUAACAUCAAUUUCACAAUCUAUUAAACCACAACACUAUACAAUUAUGCUUACAAGUUUCCUCAGACAUUUAGAAUUAGACCAUUCACCAUCAGUAACCAAAGAAAUUGUUCGUACAGCCGUCUCCAUUGUAAAUGAUUCAACUGCAUCAAUCAAUAUGGUUAUUACAUCAUUACUAAAACUUUUAAUUAGAUCACUUGAAAUUUCAACCAAACAUUUACCAGAUGUAGAUGAACAAUUAAAAUUACAAAAUUCUAUUAUCGAUUCAAUUGGUGCAAUUGGUAAAAAAUCAAAAACAACACCAAAGAAAUUCGAAAUUAUGAACCAAAUUAUGAAUACACUUAGAGAUAUUAUUAAACCAAAUACACAACAAAAUUUAAUCGACCUCUUCUCUGUAAAUCUUAUUCAAUGCGUAGCACAAGUUUCAUCAAAUCUUAAUGACCUUAUUUCACCAAAUCCAAUGGCCAUAAAUGAACUCACAAGAAAAUUAAUUGAUCUUUCAAAUGAACCAUCAACAAACAAUAAUACCAGAAAAUUCAUUCAAGAAACCAUUCAAUCAUUUUUAAUCCCAGGUAUUAAAUUUGAUCAAUUAAUUCAAGGAGGUGUCAUAUUUUCAAAUGAUGGUGUUGAAGAGUAUUUAAAUAAUAAUUCAGCAAUGAUUAGAAAUUCGAUUAUUAACGAGUUUGCAAAUAAAACAAAUCAACCAGAAAACAUUAUAGCAUUAUAUAAAACAUUAGUUAUAUUAUUAUUUAGAGGUAGAGGUAAAGAACUCCAAUAUUCCAUUCCAAUGAUUUUCCAACUUCAAAACCAACAAUCACCAAAUCUACCAUUACGUUUAAAUCGUUCAAUUAAUUUAGCUAUUGCAAGUUAUUUAUUAUUAGUUUCCAAAUUAUUUAAGUGGCAAGAAUUAGAAAACUACAUUAGCACCUCUUUAAAUCAACGUUUUACUAACAACAAUCAAUGUAGAUAUCUUACAUUUGAUUUCAACAGAGGUGGUUUAGUAAUUUCAAACACUCAAAAGCAUCUUUACAGCGACUUGGAUCAAGAAAUUGUUACAACUUUAACCACAACUACCGUCAUCUCUCCAAACUCUGUCACCAAAACUACCGAAUCUGUUACUGAAACCAUAGAGACCAUUACCACCACCUCCACCUCAUCAACCAUCUCUAGUGAACUUAUUGAUCAAGAUAGAGUUAUUGAAAUUUUAUGUCAAGUACCAACAUUAACUGGUGAUUUCCCAGAUCUUAAGAAAUUACUUUCAGGCGCCAAAGAAAGUGAAAUCAACAGAAACAAUGAUACAUUUACCAUUAUUACAACUACUGCACCUUCAUCGGCCAGCGAAGACUCUAUUGAUACACCACCAAUGAAACUUCCUGUUUUAGCAAAAUCAAGGGAAAGUAUCGUCCUCAGUACAUCAAUUCCAAACCAUUUCCAAAAAUCACUUAACUUUGAUUCAUUUAAACAAUUUGUAAAUUAUUUCGAUGAAAGUAAUCAAAAUAGUAAUAGUAAUACUACACCACAACAACCAUCAUCCCAACAAAACCAAAACUCCAAUUUACAAGUCCCACAACAAAAUCAACAAGGCUCAACUAAUGGUAGUACAAACGGUUUUGGUAAAGGCGAAAGAAAUAAUAUCUCUACUGCACUCUUUGAUCUCAACUAUGAAUUAACCUGCUCUAAAAUUUCGGAAACCCAACACACAAACAAAGAAUAUUUAGAUUUAAUGGAAAUUUUAACAGCAUCCGAACAAACUUUUAAAACCGAUGAUGAUCAUCCAAUCUUUGUUUAA
Molecule: messenger RNA, 2601 nt
Organism: Dictyostelium purpureum
Lineage: Eukaryota; Evosea; Eumycetozoa; Dictyosteliales; Dictyosteliaceae
Exons: 7
Coding region: 1-2601 (866 amino acids)
Biological process (GO): protein localization to plasma membrane
Cellular component (GO): plasma membrane
Source: RefSeq, a predicted model, not a curated record